Stylonychia lemnae is the source of this 1170-nucleotide messenger RNA. The record is from the annotation of a GenBank genome assembly. NCBI's taxonomy places the organism in Eukaryota, Ciliophora, Spirotrichea, Sporadotrichida, Oxytrichidae.
AUGGAAAAUCAAAGAGAAAGAUCCUAAGCAUUAUUUACACCACAUAAGAUGGGAGAUUUGGAGCUCCCCAACAGAAUUGUAAUGGCUGCUUUAACGAGAUGUAGAUGUGAUCCAUCUAAUGGAAUACCAACUGAUUUGCACAAGGAUUAUUACAGCGCCAGAGCUGAUUCAGCUUUUAUCUUAACAGAAUGCUCAGCAAUAAGGCCAGAUGGAAAUUGCUUCCCAGGAUCAACUGGCAUAUACUCAGACGAGUAAGUAGAGGGAUGGAAGAAAGUAAUUGAUGAAGUCCAUGCUAAGGGUGGUAGAAUUUAUCUCUAGAUUUGGCACUCAGGAAGAGCAGCACAUCCAGAUCAUAUUGGAGGUUAAACUCCUAUAUCUUCAUCAGCAAUAGCGAUUAAUGGCACAGUCCAUACUCAAAGCGGAAGAGUAACUCAUGUUACUCCAAGGGCUGUUACUGUUGAAGAGAUUAAGGAGUUGAUCAAAGUGUUCAGGCAAGGAGCUGAAAAUGCCAAGAAAGCAGGAUUUGAUGGUGUUCAAUUACACGGUGCUCAUGGAUAUCUUGUAGAUUAAUUCCUUAGAAAUGGCUGCAAUUAAAGAGAUGAUGAGUAUGGAGGUUCUAUUGAAAACAGAGCUAGAUUCUGCCUAGAAGUACUUGAUGAGCUCAUCGAAGUCUUUGGUGCUGAUAGAGUUGGUAUCAAGCUAUCUCCAGUCUGUGACUACAAUGGAUUGGCUGAUUCUGAUCCAUUUGCAUUGAUUGAAUAUCUUUUUGGAGAGUUUAACAAAAAAGGCAUUGCUUUCGUCGAAGUAAACGAGGCAACCACUUUGGAUCCAGCAGACGCUUAAGAGAAGAUCGAUAAAGUAUGGGCUAAUCAUGAGAAAAAAACAAUCAGAGAAAAUUUCAGACAUUUAUUUAAGGGCACUUUUAUCGGAAACAACUAACUUGACUUUGAUAAGGCAACUAAUCUAAUUGAAAACAAUAUUACCGAUCUUUGUUCAUUCGGUACUUUUUACGUUUACAACAAUAAUCUCGUAGAUAGAUUCAGAACUGGAGCUCCACUGAAUGGAGUCCACAACGUAAAAGAUCUAUCAAAGCUCUAAGCGGUAUAUCUUUAUGGAAACACUGCUCUUGGAUAUUCCGAUCUCACUCCCUACUCUCCUGAUCAAGAAUGA